Molecule: messenger RNA, 534 nt
Organism: Drosophila kikkawai
Lineage: Eukaryota; Metazoa; Arthropoda; Insecta; Diptera; Drosophilidae
Source: RefSeq, a predicted model, not a curated record
AUGGAGAGCGCACUGCGACUGCUAGGCGUCCUAAGUGUUUUACUCACCUGGAGAUCAAGCGACUCCACCAGCUAUAAGUUGUCUAAUGUUGUUUGUGGCAGCUACAACCAGUCGUGGGUCAGGAUAAACGAGUGUCGCCUGAAGGCGAUCAGUCGUAAUAAAACCAUUUUCAACUUUAAUGCCACCUUUCUGCAUCCCACCAACGACAUUGUGAUGCAUAAUCGAAUGUUCAAAAGGGAAAGCGGAUAUAAGCCAUGGCUCAUCAACACCAAGGUCAAUAGUUGCCAGUUCAUGAUAAGGCCCUAUAAUCCCUUUGUCUUAUUCAUUUUCAAAUUGUACAAGGACUUCUCGAACAUAAAUCACACUUGUCCAUAUUACGGGGAUAUGAUUAUUAAAGGAAUGUACUUAACGCGUAAUAUAGAAGCCCUUCCGAUUCCCACCGGCGACUACAUGUUGGCCAUAGAUUGGCUCUUUUAUCGAAAACCCCAAUUUGCGACGAAUGUUAGUUUUCAAUUUGUGGAGAAUUUGAUAUGA